Lolium perenne is the source of this 2029-nucleotide messenger RNA. RefSeq lists its product as uncharacterized. The record is from RefSeq and is a predicted model, not a curated record. Gene Ontology annotation, molecular function: protein dimerization activity. Lineage: Eukaryota; Viridiplantae; Streptophyta; Magnoliopsida; Poales; Poaceae.
AUUGGCAGCGCCAGGGGUAUGGCCCUGUAUUCCCGUGAAUACCAAUAGAAAUCGGACCCCAAAAAAUUUGUAUUAGUUUGGCCCAUAGCCCAACACAGAUCAGCCCAUCAAGCAACACAAGUCGCUCGCUCCGGCUCCUCUCGCUCGCUAGUCGCUCCGUAGUCGAACAGAGGCGACCGACCGCGAUCGAGCAGCGGGUGAACCCUAGGCGGCGGGCGGAGACAGUGGGCCAACAGCCGGCGUCCGGCGAUUCCCCGGCGAACGCAAGGGCAAGCGGGCGGACAGGCUCCACCGCUCCAGCCUCCAGCCUCCAGGACUCCAACUCGCCCACGCCCAGCGGCCCAGCCCAGAUGAAGAAAAAGAGUAUCGCUGGGCCUGCUGGAAGCAACAUCUAUGCAUUGUGGAAUAAAGCUUCAAAAGCACAGAAGAAAGAUGAAACAUCUACACCAAAUCAGAUUACUGUUGAAUCAAGUGCUUCUCAUGAUCAACUUUAGAACAAUCUUCAGUUGGUGCUAGUGCAAACACCGGAUGAAGAACAUGAACCGGACAGGACCGCCGCAAACCCAGCCCCAAUUUUAGAAGAUGGUGUAUCAACUGAUGAAGAUGAUGAAGCAACACAAGCAGAUUUGCAGGCCCUUGAACCUGACCCUAGCAAGCGGAUUCCCAUAUCACGAUAUGCUGUCAAUGAUCAAGAUAGAGUAAGAAGAAGAUUCAUUGAGAUGGGGCCAUGCCAACCGAAGAAUCACAAGUUUGAUGUCACAUUAAAGGGUGGAAAAGAUCGCCGCUUUUGCCUUGCUUGGUUUAAAGAAUUUCCAUGGAUUGAGUAUAGUGUGGAAAAGGAUGCUGCCUUUUGCUUUGUUUGCUUUUUGUUCAAGGAUAAAACAAAAUGUCUCGGUGGAGAUUCAUUUGUUAAGAAUGGUUUUAGGAACUAGAACAUGAAACCGAGAUUGCUAAGACAUGAAGGUGGUGUUAGUAGUGCUCAUGCUGAAACUCAAGAGAAAUUUGAUUUGUUCUGUACACCAAAAGCAUCAAUCCAAUCGUCUCUUGCUUCAAACAACUCACGGUACAAGGCUUUGUAUUUGCAGCGUUUGACAUGGACACUCAAGUGUCUGAGGUAUCUAUUGCACCAAGGCUUGGCAUUUACAGGACAUGAUGAAAGUGAAGAUUCACUAAAUAAAGGAAAUUUCCUUGAGCUCUUAAAUUGUCUUGCAGGAAAUUUUGAAGAGGUUAACAAGGUGGUUCUCAACAAUGCUCCACGGAAUUGCAGGAUGAUCCACCAUGAUAUACAACAUGAGUUGAUCAAAUGUUGUGCUCGGGAGACUACUAAACUACUCAUUGAAGAACUUGAUGGUGGUAAUUUUGCAAUACUUGCAGAUGAGUCUAGUGAUCUUUUCAAUGGUGCAGAUAAUUACCAUAGCUUCCAUGUUGAUAUGUUUGUGAGUGUCAUUGAUAGGCAACUUUCAGAACUAAAUGGUAGAUUUGAUGAGGUAAACACAGAAUUACUUACUUGCAUGGCAGCAUUCUCUCCAGUUCGCUCAUUUGCUGCUUAUGAUCAAAAUAAGUUGCUCAAGCUUGCUUCACAGUUUUAUGCUACUGAUUUUGCAAUUGAUGAAUUGGCAAGACUUCCAUGGCAACUAGACAUGUAUAUUACUCAUGUGCGCAGAGAUGAAAGGUUUAAAAACUUGAAGAAUAUAGUUGAGCUUUCAGUUAUGCUUGUGAAGACAAAUAUUCAUGCACAAUAUUUUAUUGUUUACAAGCUUCUGAAGUUGGUACUGAUUUUGCCAGUACCUAAUGCCAAUGUUGAAAGGGUAUUCUCCUCCAUGAAUUUUGUGAAGAAUAAGCUAAGAAACAAAAUGAGUGAUGAUUACUUAAACAAUUGCAUGGUUACAUUUGUUGAGAGAGAACUAUUCAAUCAAGUGAAGGAUGAAGAUGUCAUCAAUCUCUUCCAAAAGGGCGCCCGCAAAGUUAUAUUGUAAGAGGUACUGCCUCUUUCCGUUGGAAUUUGUUGUUGUACUUCCAUUUAUAUGGA